Penicillium vulpinum is the source of this 858-nucleotide messenger RNA. RefSeq names its product alpha/beta hydrolase. The transcript has a single exon. Gene Ontology annotation, cellular component: cytoplasm; nucleus. The coding region runs from base 1 to 858 and encodes 285 amino acids. The record is from RefSeq and is a predicted model, not a curated record. NCBI's taxonomy places the organism in Eukaryota, Fungi, Ascomycota, Eurotiomycetes, Eurotiales, Aspergillaceae.
AUGGCCCCAAACCCCACAACCUCGUCGCGGCAACCGCUCAAACUGCUCAUGCUCCACGGCUACACCCAGUCCGGCAGCCUCUUCCACGCCAAAAGCCGCGCCCUGACAAAACACAUCCAAAAGGCCUUCCCCCUCCACGAAGUCUCCACUAGCUACCCAACAGCCCCCAUUCGUCUCCGACCUGCCGACAUCCCAGGCUACGAGCCUUCCUCCGAAGGCACUCCAGACAACGAAAUUGAAUCCUACGGCUGGUGGCGGCGCUCCAACACCGCGAACCCGCCUCUGUACACCGGCAUCGAAGAAGGGUUCGCAGCUGUAGCGCGCACACUGAAAGAAGAAGGCCCAUUCGACGGCGUGAUCGGGUUCUCGCAGGGCGCGGCGCUGGCCGCCAUGGUUGCGGCGCUGCUGGAGCCCGGCCGGAAGGAGUCAUUCGAGCACUUUUCUAAGAUAAGCACUGAUGGUGCGGCGGGGAUGAUGAUUCCAGCGCCGUUUGGCGAGGACGGGUUCCAGCAUCCGCAGCUUAAGUUUGCGAUUUGUUACUCUGGGUUCAGGGCGCUUGGGGCUCGGUAUAGGGCGUUCUAUGAGGAGCCUGCUAUUCAGACGCCUGUGUUGCAUGUGCUUGGGUCUUUGGAUGCUGUUGUUGAGGAGUCGAGGAGUCGGUCUUUGGUCGAGGCUUGUGCUGGUGAGCCUGAGAAGGAGGGAUUGGUUGUUUGGCAUCCUGGUGGUCACUUUUUGCCGAGUCAGCGGCCAUAUCUUGAUGCUGCUGUGCUAUUUAUUCGGGAGCAGUUGAAGCGGAGUGAGGGCUCGAAUGAUAAGGAGGUGGAAGAGGAUGUGAAUGAUAUGGAUUUGCCAUUUUGA